This is a messenger RNA of Aspergillus nomiae NRRL 13137, 1056 nucleotides long. RefSeq lists its product as uncharacterized. The coding region runs from base 1 to 1056 and encodes 351 amino acids. The transcript has a single exon. NCBI's taxonomy places the organism in Eukaryota, Fungi, Ascomycota, Eurotiomycetes, Eurotiales, Aspergillaceae. The record is from RefSeq and is a predicted model, not a curated record.
AUGACUACUAAGAAUACAGGCAACCCCUGUGGCUUCGCUGAAGGAGACUUCAUCAUGGAGAAUUACGAAAACUACCCAUCCAGCUUCUGCGACCUACAAAAUGAGAAUCUAUUCCCAAGCUCGAAAUUCCCAAUAUUUCGCGAAAGAAAUACACCUGCCGCGCGCAACGCCUAUACACUAAUCCAACCAGCGCUUCUCCUCAUAUCACGAAUCAUAAUUCAGCGCUGGGAAUCUUCUAGCAUUUUCGUUCAGCGCCGACACCCAGACCUCCCAGGUGUAAGACUCGAUGCUGCUGAGGAGCUAGAAGUAUCCAAGGAUGAGAUUCUCAGAUGCAUCAAAAACGCCAUUCCUGACAUCGACUUUGGCCCUGCCAUACACCCAAUCUCAUCCCCAUUUGCAGAAACAACACUGCGCCCUAACACGAUGUCAGAUCUGAUAACCUUUGACUACAACAUCAUUCGACUCUUGAAGGAUUCGACUUCAACCCACAGUCAGAAACUAGCGGGUCUGGUCUUUCUGGCAGUCUUACUGGGGCAUGGACUAGCCCAUGUAUUGGAGUUCCGUAGCAGCCGAGCUGGUCAAUUACGUUCUAAUAACGAGCCAUUUGAAACCCCCCCUGGUAUAACCUGCCGCAAGGCCGGCACUGCUUGGGAAACUCGUGCAUUCGGCGGUCGAGUUUAUCCAGUCUGUCAAGUCGAGAAUCUUCUACUGACUAUUCGAGGUCUGUGCAUCGAAAACAGUGCAUGGAAUUUUGAUAUGAUGAAAGUGAAUGAGAACUGGACUCGUCAGCUUUUCACGGAGUCGUAUUGGACGAUGGCGCCGCACCCCCUACGGCCUCCAAUUGAUAAAUAUGCACGAUAUGCUAUUCUUGAGGAUGAGUUAAUUGAUGAGCGAUGUGACCUACUAAUAAAGAGCAGGUAUGAGAAUGACGUACGUGUCGAACUGGGGAGUCCUAGGAAGAAGCAUAGGCCGAUUACACCUGUCAAUAUCUGUGGAGGUAAGAAAGUGCAAAUGGGCUCCCAGGAAAGGGCACCAGGUACACGCAUCAACUCUUAA